AUGGAGAGUAAGACCGCACCACUCACUCACGAGAUUAAACGCACUCGCUUCUGCUAUUACUUCCCGGAGGAGAUAAAGAAGUUGAGUGUGAAGAAAAUUACAAAUCCAGUUGCUUUUGAUGGUGAUGGAAAUCCAAUUCCUGGAGGAUUGUACGAUCCUGCUCUGGGCACGAACGAGUAUCAUGUCAAGUGUCCUACUUGCUUCCGGAAUUUUGAUAACUGUCCCGGACAUCUUGGCCACAUCGAGCUAGAGCUCCCUAUAUAUAAUCCCAUGCUCUUUUCGCUCCUGUUAAAGAUCCUUCGUUGUUCCUGCCAGAACUGCCACCACUUCAAGAUGAACAAGAAAUACGUAAAGAAAUUUGAGAUUCGCUUCCGUCUGCUUCUGGUUUUGGCCUCUCGCUUUGCGUAA
This is a messenger RNA of Blastocystis hominis, 408 nucleotides long. RefSeq lists its product as hypothetical. The transcript has 3 exons. Lineage: Eukaryota; Bigyra; Opalinata; Blastocystidae. Gene Ontology annotation, biological process: DNA-templated transcription. The record is from RefSeq and is a predicted model, not a curated record. Gene Ontology annotation, cellular component: RNA polymerase I complex. The coding region runs from base 1 to 408 and encodes 135 amino acids. Gene Ontology annotation, molecular function: DNA binding; DNA-directed RNA polymerase activity.